This is a messenger RNA of Zingiber officinale, 8486 nucleotides long. Its product is annotated as trithorax group protein osa-like. Lineage: Eukaryota; Viridiplantae; Streptophyta; Magnoliopsida; Zingiberales; Zingiberaceae. The record is from RefSeq and is a predicted model, not a curated record. Bases 309 to 4952 code for a protein of 1547 amino acids. The transcript is spliced from 9 exons.
ACUCCGCCUUCUCUCAUCUCAUCUCAUCUCCACCGCCUCACGCGGCCCACGCCCUCUCUCAACUUGCCCUCUCUCUCGCUCUCUCUCGCCGGUAUCUUCGCUACCAUACUCCGAUCUCGUCAAGCCAACUGCAAGCAUCUAGAUCUCGUCGGUGCAUCCUCUCUUCCGCCGGCGGGGACCUUACGCCUUGCUCGCUGCUGGUCUCCAGUCUAGGGUUUUACCGUUCUUUCAGAAUUUGGCCUGUCUGCCUGCAAUCUUGAGGCCAGUUAGCUAUCAGUGAUCUCAAUCUGAUUGGCAUUAUUUGCAGAAUGGGUUUCGAUAAUGAGUGUAUAGUGAAUAUUCAAUCCCUUCCUGGUGAAUAUUUUUGUCCUGUUUGCCGGACACUUAUCUACCCUAGUGAAGCUUUACAAACCCAGUGCACCCAUUUGUAUUGCAAACCAUGCUUAUCCUACAUUGCUGCCACCACACAUGCAUGCCCAUAUGAUGGAUAUCUGGUGACUGAAGCAGACUCGAAGCCACUUACUGAAUCAAAUAAAGCUCUUGGGGAGACCAUUGGCAAAGUAGCAGUUAACUGUCUCUAUCAAAGGAGUGGGUGUCAGUGGCAGGGAACAUUAUCUGAAUGCAUUGCACAUUGCAGUAGUUGUACUUUUGGAAAUUCACCUGUUGUAUGCAAUAGAUGUGGUACUCAAAUUAUACAUAGGCAAGUGCAAGAGCAUACUCAAAUAUGCCCUGGCUUGCAACCUCAAGCACAACAAUUAGAUAAUAGCCAGGUUCAAGGUUCAGCAACAUCUAGCCAAACUGUUCCCCAGGAUCCAACCAUUACAUCUGCAGCUGCUCCUGGAUCAACAGCUGGCACAGCUUCUGUGGCCAUUCCUGCAGCUGCUUCAGCAUCUACUCCAACAGCACCUUCUGCUGCAACUCCUGCUACUGCCUCCGCUAUACCUACUACUGCAGCUGCUUCUCAAAGCCAAACCCAAGCCAAUAUAACUGCCUAUGCACAAGCUGCAUCGCAACUUCCUACUCAACAAUGGUACCAGCAGCAACAAUUGCAGCAAUAUCAACAGUACUAUCAGAUGUAUCCUGGUUAUGACCCUUACCAGCAGCAUUAUCAACAGUUUUCCCAGUAUCAACAGCAGGCAUACCCACAGUAUGGGCAACCACAAGCACAAACUCAGCCUGCAAUACAAGGACAACAGCAGCCUUCCCUAUAUGUGCAGCCCCAAUCUCAACCUCAACCUCAACCUCAACCUCAACCUCAGGUCCAUGCCCAGCCUAUAGGUCAGCCCCAACCACUUGCCCAGGCUGCUCAAACACAGCAACAGCAGCCUUUGAUGCCAAUUCAGCAACCACUUCCUCAGCCUCAACCCCAAGGGCAACCUCAACCUGUUGCACAGCUCACACAAAUGCAAGUUCCACAACUUACUGUGCCUGUUCAGCAGCCUUACACACAGAUACUCCCACAAACUAAUCAGCCACCUCAAGCACAGAUAGCAGCUCAGCAAUUUGUGCAGCCAACACUGACACAAUAUGCUCAACCACAACCACCCCAACAGAUGCAGGUGCCUCCACUUCAACAACCACUCCAGCCACAGCAACAUCCACAAUCUCUCCCUCAACAACAAACUCAUCCACACACACAACCCCAGGCUCGUCCGACUGCUGUACAACAGCCACCAAUGCUACCACAAAUGCACCCCCAACAUCCUAAUGCCCAUCAGCAAAUGCAACCCCAAUCAAUUGCACAACCUCAGCAUCCAUCAAGUCAUCCUGUGACAGGGCAUCAGUCGUAUCAGCAAACCCAAUCUGGUGCCCCACCUCAGCGUCCCAUGUUCGUACAAACCCAACAGGUUGUUCCCCAGCAACCUGUCCAAAUGCCAAACCAGUUUCCAUCUCAACAACCAUCUCAGAUGCCUCCGCCCUCUGGUUAUAUGCCAAUGCAAGUCCAGCAACAACCAAUGCUGCCACCGCAAAGGCCUGCUCAUCCUCAGCAACAACCUCAUCUUCCAGUUAAUCAGCAUGGACAACAAAAGCACCAGUAUCCUCCAAUGCAUGCCCAGGCACAGCAACAAGUUUUUCCAUCUCAACAGUCUCAUGGUCAUUUGCUUCCUGGCCAGCAGUUUCCACAAAUGAUGGUUUCAUCGCAACAACAAAUGCACCCUCCGGGUCCACAACAUAUUCAACAUGUUACGGCACAAACUCAUCCUCAUGGUCCACCUGCUCAAGGUAUGGCAGCACAUCAAACAGCCAUGAGACCAUUGACAGCGAACACCUUGCCACAUCAAUCAAUCCAACAGUUUCCUGGUGGUCCAGGCAAGCCAGCUCAACCAUCUUUAAAUCAACAAUCACCAAAUCAUAGCAACUUGACACGUCCUGGCCCUAGUCUGACUGUCACACCCGAGUCAGUAAAGUCUCAUCUCUCACAACCUGGUGGCCAAGCAGUUUCAAUCCCUUCAGCUGGUCCUCCAAAUUCAGGAGUGGUAGACAAAAUGGGAAUAUCUGUGGAACUGACAAAUGAAUCAGUUGCAAAUAGUGCUGAUGGAAGGUUUCAAAAUGAAAUUUCUACCACAACCGACACAAAGAUCAAUCAGUCAGAGUCAGAAACCGAUAAAAAACCUGUUGGUGACAGCAAGGAAAAUGAUAAACAAUCAGAGAUGGCUUCAACACUUCCUGAAGAGGAAGGUAUAGAGCCUGCUGAGCAUAAGUAUGGAGACAAGAAGGAAGUGGCUGAUUUGGUUGAUGGUAACCAGAGACCUGAUGUUCCUAAUGAUGGAAAUGCUGGGGAAAAUCAAAGCACAGAAGCUAAGCCCGAUGAAAAGUCUGGUGCACCAUCUGAAGUUCGAGGGUCAAAUGUGUCUUCUGAUGCUGGUACUCACAAGCAUUCCUCUUUAGCUGCUGAACUUAAGGAGUCAUCUGGCUUAACUGAAGGCUCACAUGCUGGGGAAUUUGCUAGUAAAACUAAAUCCCAGCAGCUGCCAGCUCCUGAGAGAGGUCAUCUGCAACAACCGACUCUUCAAAAUGCUGCUCCACCUUAUGAAGGAACACAUUUCCAGGCUGGUUAUCAGGAUAGGAGUUCUUCUCAGUUGGCUUGGAAUGGUUCGGUUUCUGGUACACGACCUGUUCCUUUAUCAGGUCCUUUACCAGGUAAGGAGGGCUACCCAACACAGCAAAUUCCCUAUGGCCAUCCUUCAAAUGCAACAGCUGCAACCACUAGAUUCUCAGCACCUGAUAGAAUGUUGCCCCAUCAUAUUCCACAUCCUGGGGCUAAUCAAGAUAGAAGAUCCCAGGAAACUCUGCCAUAUCAAAUUCAGGCGCCUGGACAAAAUAUAGCAUCUGGCCAGAUGAGGCCCCCUGGCCAGAAUUUUCCUGAACACCUUUCUCUUCAGGGGCAGCCUUCAGUUGUACAAGAGUCAUUUAGAUCUUCAACUGGACAACCAUAUGGCGGUGGUUAUCAUUCUGAUGCACAUCAUGAUGGCCCUCCUGGUCCAGGGGUUCCCCCCUCAGGUAGACUUGCUGGGCAUGUUGGAUUUCCACAGCAUGGGGGGUUUCCAGAACAGGCAUUAGCUCCUCAAGGACAAAGUCAAAGUCAUAUGUCUCAGCCACAUUCUGGUGUUAGAGUCUCACAGCAUCCUCAGCUCGUGCCCAACUCUGGAGCUUUUAAUACUUCGAGUCUGAUGCCAAGAGGACCUCUAUUUCAUCUUGAAGAUCGUGGAGGUCCCUCUCAUCUUGGACCAUCAAAUGCUUUGGAAUCUGAAAUGUAUGACACAAGGAGGCCUGGUUUUUCAGAUGGCAGAUCAGAUCUACUGGGAAAGUCCAAUCUUAUUAAAGCUAAUGGGAUUCCAGGAAAAAUGCAAGUUGAUAACAUGCAUGAUCCUGCUUUUGCUCUUGGAUUGACUGAAGACAGAUUCAAGCCAUUCCCUGAUGAAAGAUUCCGACCAUUACCGGAGGACGGAAUGCCAAGACAUUUUCCACUUGAUCCUGGCAGACAUAAUGCAGGUCGUAGAGAAUUUGAAGAAGAUUUAAAACAAUUUCCUAGGCCAGCCCAUUUAGAUUCUGAAGGUCUGCGGAACUUUGAUAGUUACAAUUCAUCAAGGCCCCUUGAUAGAGGCUGGCAGCAGACUGGUCCUGACAUUAGGCCUUUUGACAGACCAUUGCCUAGGCCGGAUGGAAUUCCUGGUCCUUUCGCCACAGGCCAAACUGGUUCUUUCCCAGCUAGUAGGCCUGGUCUGGAAAAUCAUAUGAUGGAUAUGUUGGAAACACGUAGGCCUCCUGGCCCCCAUGAUGAGUUUGAUCGCCAUAUGGACAUACUUCCUCCAAUACGUAGCCCUGUUAGAGAUUUUGGUGCUCUUCCAUCCAGUAGGUUUGGAACAACUGGUAAGCCGCGCUUGGGGGAUAUUGAUUCUAGGGAGUUACAUGGAUUUACUGAAAGAUCAAAACCUUUCCAUGCCUCAUCAGAUUUAUCUGCUGGUUCUUUCCGUGAUAGUAAAAUUUCAAUGCCAUCUAUGCUAGGUUCUGGGCCAAUGCCUGGUCGAUUUCUAAGAGAGAUUCCUGAUGGUUCUAGAAGUUUCCAGAUGGAACAAUUUGAAUCAGGGGAACCAUUCAAUCAGGGUCGCAUGCCCACCGGUGAUCCUAGUUUUGGUGGCAUUCAUGGUCGUGAUUUUCCAAAUGAAGCUGCACCAUUUAACAUUCAUAAUGUACGAGGUGACAUGGAGGCUUUUGAGUUGUUAAAGAAGAGGAAACCUGGGACUAUGGGAUGGUGUCGGAUAUGCAGUAUUGAUUGUGAAACAGUGGAAGGGUUGGAUUUACAUGCACAAACCAGGGAGCACCAAAAGAUGGCUCUGAAUAUGGUGUUAGCUUUCAAGAGAGAGGCCAACAUGAAGAAUAGAAUCUCUGAGAAUGUUACACCCCGUGAAGGGAAGAACAAAAGGAAAGAUUUUGGAAAACCAUUGAAAUGAAAGAACCAUCAUGGUUUCUACUGUAUUGGAAAUGCUUUUUUUGUCUGAAGUUGAAUCUUCCAGUUGGAGAUUGUUGACAAACUCUAGUUGUAGAACUUCAUCCAAUGUUUGGAGGGUGCUAUUAGUUCAGGCAUUGAAUUCUUGAGAUUCCCUGGACUUCAAUGUGAUGAUCUCAACUUCCACAUCAUUUGAUCUAUGUUGGUUAUUUCCAUGCUUUCUUCUCUUGAUACUUAUAUUUGUUUGGUUUUAAGAAAUUCAUCCUUCUGCUGUCCUUUUCCUAGUUUCUAUUUUAAUCCCUAUGAUUUUUUUUCAUGUUAAAUCCCAUUGAUUGCCAUCUUAUUAUUACUUUUUUUAGUUGAGAUUUGUCCAUCUCUAAUAGCUUUUCGGUUCAACAAUAUGAACUUCUUAUACUGGUACAUUUGUACAUAUUCAGAACUAGGAGUAGGAUCAUCUACAUUUGACCAUGUCAAUUAGUUCUUAGGUACCAUUCUAACCAAUAAGAAACAAGAAAAUGGAAAUUUUAUUAGGAUUUAAUCUAAUCAUCAUUAGGAAACAUAUAGCUACUAUUGAUUCUAUAGCUCUCUGAAACUUCUAUUUAAUUAAUCAUGCAGUUGUGCAUAUGGUAUCUCACUUUUUAAUUUUUAGAAUUUUGUACUUAGACAUUGGCGAUGCAAAAAAUGCAAGAGAUUAAAAUGUAUAGAUGAGUAGGUAUGUUUUUAGGAGACAAACUAGUUUUGGAAAAGGUUUCCUUCUAAGGGAAAAAUAUACUUGCAAUACAUUGAACAGGCUCUUGGUCCAUUUCUCAGCUCUUCUUCCUUUCUGUUUCCAAUUUACCCCUUCAUUUGUUACUCUUGUGGGUCUUUUGUUUCAUGCUCCCUCUUCCCUUAGUUCACUGACGCUUUAUUUCAGUGUUAAUGAAUUUCUAUAUUUCAUGUCUAAAUUGAUAUUUAUUUGAUAGAGUUUCAUUGAUGGGCUUCUUCUUUGCCUAUAUGAGACUGGGCUCAUCAGAUUCUAUCAGCCAAUAUGAGAAAAAACAAAGACAACUAGCUUUUGUCCCUGUUAUAAAGGCCGUGUAACUAGUAAUAAUGAUAAUUAUAAAUAAUGACCUAGCUUUAGAAAAAGGAAAAAAAAAAAUGCAAUUAUCUGCUAGUGGUGAAUGCCUCUUAUUCUAGGAAAUGGUUUCUGUAAUAGUCAGUUAUGUUUUAUGGCUUAGGCUAACUGUAAUUAACAAUACAAGCGAUGAGCUAUAAGAUAGGAAUGCCUUAUUGAUGUAGAAAGGUUACUCGUGGCUGGAAGGCCCAGGGAGUGGCAAUACGGUCUACUUACAUGACUUUUUUAGUUGGCCCGGAUGACUCCACUUGUUAUUACUUAUUUUUUGCUCAAUAUAGUUGACCUGAUAUCUCCAUGAUUUGUAUAGAACUCAAUGAUUAUUAUAAGUUCUAUUUACCUGACAUCAAAUACUAAGGGCUAUUAGUACUUCCAGUCUAUAAUUGUUAUCUAAUAAAGAUGCUUGGUUUUGAUAAGUUAGCUGCAAACAUCAGAAAACUGUUACAACUAGAUAGGCAAAUUAACUAUCUAUAUGUUAAGGAAUCUGAAACUUGCAACUUACGUUUCAAAAACAUGAGGCAUUUUAUAUGUUGUUGAACUUAUUGUGGUUAUCGAUCAAUCUAAACCAUAUUGUCUUUUUUAGAAUGGUUUUACUAGCUUAUAAGUUAUCUAGUUGGAAACUAUUGGCUCCAUUGCAUGGCUUUGGCAGGCAAGGGAAUAUGUGCUAUUUAAUUUUGAGAAACCUUUGGAACUUGCCUUGUUAUUGCAUAAACUUUUACAUGGAAUCUGUCUGCGGAGGUAACGAGGAGCCCGUGUAAUGGAAAUUAGAGAAGGGAAUUCGCUUAAUUUUCUUACUGGAGAUGAACCUAAUGGAGAUUAAUAGAUUGUAAUAUGGUUCCUACGUGAAAAAAAUAGAAAUAAAUGUUUACUUCUAUCCAAAUUCUUGGAUACAAGCAUAUAGAGAUCUGCAUACACAAAGGGGGGAAAUAAAAUUAGGCCCAGAAUUAAUGCUCUUCUUUCUUACGACUUUUUAUGAGACUUGAGGUUCAGUAGAUAAAUCACUUCCCUUUUCUAUUCCUAAUCUGUUGCUUGGCUAUGAUAGUUGUGUUUUUUUUUAUUAAAUCGGAUCAAGAUUAUUCUGACAGAUAAGAGUAGAUUUUAAUUUGAGGUCCCCUGGUUUUUGUUGUUUUAGUUCAUCCAAUAUUUCAAUUGGCAUUUCCAAUGGUGGCUUUUUUCAUUGUGAUUGGAUUUUUGUGUGUUUUCUAGAUGGUGUAACUAUAUCCUGCAUGUUAUUACCGUUGUUUAAAUUAUGCGGAGGCACAAUUUAGUCGUGCACCGCGAAUUCCUUCUGCAAUUUUAGCCCAUUAUAAAUUAGGAGAAGCGUACUCAUUCAAUCUUUGAAUUCUGGCGGCAACAUGCAAAUAUUUUUCUUUAUUUUCUGAACUGAUCUGUUGAGCUCAUUCAUUCUCUGUCCUUUUAAAGAUAAUAAGACAUUUACAAAGGGUUUGGGCGGGGGUAAAUCCUAAGAAAAGGUAUCUUCUUAGACCAACUGCCUUGUGUACAUGGUGGAUUAUGCUGACGUCUUGGUAAAAGAAAUAUGUUUCUUGCGAAUCCACAAUAGCUAAAAUGUACUAUGAAUCGUGUAUCUUCAUGAAAUUUUGUAGAUGAAUAUAACCUAAUGGGCAUGAUUUGACAAGAAAGUAUUGGUGGACAUGUUUUAUUUUAUAGUUGCUUGAGUAAUUUUGAAACCAAACUAACCUAUAGUGGAAAUUUUAAAAUUGAAAUUGAAUCAGGGUUGAAGUAGAACGAACUUUAUUAUGUUGAAAGUUAUUAAAAUAAUAUUCUAAAAUCUCUGCAAAUAUAUACACAACACAUUCAUUUACAUACCUAGGCACGUAUGUGUACGUAAGUAUUGUAUCCAUUCAAAUUUCUGCAUGUACCAUUGGUUUAAAUUGCUUUAAAAAAAUGAUACUCUUCCUGUUGCGUUUUAACGAUAAUGCCCAACAUGUUUCGCCAAUGAAGAAGACAGCGCUUGUGAUGAUGCUGUGGCUUGACUGCAGAAUCCCCUGGCUGACAGCUGCCCCUCAAGAAUUCCGCAAGCAAAAUUGAAGUGCGAGGUAUUGCUACACGCUCGGGCUAUUCAUCUCGCACUAUUAUGGACGGUUGGAUCGCUGCUUCUCGGUCUAAAGCUGAGUCGGGGGGUUGACAGCUGAAAGUCAUGGAAUUGAAGCUGCUGUAGUAGCAACGGUAGUGGCAUAGCGCUGCACACUUGGGUUGGGGAGAUCUGUUAGGGGUUGAGGAAGUUGGUGUACAAGUGAGUGGAAGAUGGGAUAGGGGUUAAGGAAGCUGGUGUACAAAUACUCUGCAUUACAUUCUGCAGUGGAAUUGGGGAAGCAAUGAGAGGACUGCAUCGUGUAUUGGCUAUAUUUGGCUUUCGUGACGUGAGCUCCAUCCCCUUCUAUUUAUGUAUAUGUUUUUAUUUUUCUU